UAGAAACCAAUUUUAAGCUUUUAUCGUAUAUUUAUACAAGGAGUAUUUGUAAAAAGUCAUGAGGAAAUAUUGCUUCUUCGUGUAAAACUGUUUGAGAUAUAACAUCGCAUGUUUGCACAGCAACAUGGCUGCUGUGCUACUCUCCAAUGCAGAGCAAUGCGGGAUCGUCAAUCCUUGUCCGGAGUUUCUCAGUUUUCCCGCACGAAGCCUCCAAAACCAGUUCGGACUCAGGCUAUCACUCCUGUAUAUCCUUAAGUGUCUGGCAGGGGAAUCGUGAGUGAAUAUGCGGCCCCGGUAGUGCCUCCAAGUAAUAUGGUAGCAGAACACGUAAGGAGCAUACCAACGUGAUUCUGUUUUCCCAUCAAAUGUACGAUUAUAGGACCAUAACGUUCCGAUAAAACAGAAAAGAAUGACGGUACAGGGUAGCGGUAGAAGAGAAGGGGAGGAGAGAUUGCGGUAAAGAAAAAGUUUCCGAAGGAUGUAAAUUGGCAACCGGAAACGCAAAUAAAAAGAAAGGGGAAGCUGGUGUACGGGAGAGAUGGGAGCGUUAACGCGGGCGGGUCUGCUCGCUCUCGGCCAUCAGCUCCCGGGACACGAGCAAGCCGAGCGUUUGCUCCCUCGUGAUAACGUCACUUGGAGCAUGUGUAGUAGACGGCGAGCAUUCGCGACUUAGUUCGAUACCGAACGCCGAGGCGUUCGGAUUGUCCAAAAGCGUUCGUGUUUUUUUUCAUUUUCAUCAUUUCCGCUUUGUCACGCGUAUUUUAUUCGUUUCACAUUCAAAAUCGGUACCGUUCGAAACACCAAAACGUGACUUGGUCGUUGGUUAGUCACGAUAUGCGUAUUUUCAAAACGUCUUCGGCAUCGCGCAUCCCCUUCUGGUACAUACGUAAGCAAAAGAAGAGGGAACUAUUUCAUCGGUGUUGUUUCUCGCGGACGGACAAACGGUAAGACGGCAUGCAGAGUCAAGCGUUAGCUCUUAAUUACGUACGUAGAUAUACGUGUACACUGCACGUACACAUAUACCGUGUUAAUGUCCCGCCGCGCGAAGCAUUCGAGUUAUAUCAGCUUUAACUCGCGAGGACCGACUGAUUCCUCGUUUUCUAACGAGCCGUGUAAUUGAAUAAGAGUGCCAAUUAACCUUUUCCAUCCGGAAGAUAGAAUUUUCUCCGUUCGUUGCGUUUUUUAAUCUUACGGAAAAUUAAUUGAACCGAGCGAUUUGGAUAAUUGCGUGACCUACGUAAGAAGAUAUUUGUAAACGUGAAAAGCCGAUCACCGUUCACCAUUCAGUUUUAUCCAUAAAAUUAUUAUUGUUCAACGAUCGAGUAACUCGACGUUACAUAAAUUAAGAUUUUGUCAUCUUCUCGUCAGUAAUAGUACGGAGCGAACGAAUCAACUUCAUCAUUGAUAAAUAUCGAUCGAAUCGCGAUCAAAAAUUGAUCGUAAACGCUGGAUGUUUUUUCGCUGGAACAGGCGAUUCUUUGUCCGCUUUGUUUUUGCGGUUCAUCGAUUCAUUUGGUUUUUGUUCUCGGUGAAACUUUUGAACACCUACAUAAUUUGAGUUAUCUAAAUUUCCCGAUUCGUUGGCUCGCGAUCGCAAAGCGGUUUCAUGAAUAUAAAAUCGCGCAACAGCAGCUACAAAAGAUCGUUGAAAAAUAUUUUUAGUAACGGUGAAUAUUAAAUGUAGCGGAAAAUGUUUACAGCAACUUAAUUUACCGUAAUGAGAUUACGUAGACCUUUUUGUACGAAAAGAUCGUGCACGCUCUAGUAACUGGUGCUUGGCGCUCGCUGCCCGGUUUAUCCUGCGUCGUUCCGGACUUCCGCGCGCGUUCAAUCGAUCUUGUCAUAAAUAAAACCUGUAUGUGGCGAACAAACUAUCUGAUUCUGGCAAGAUGUAUUCGAAAGGAAUCGAUGAUUUCUUCAGCCGCAUACGAAAACGCAUCGAGCGUAACAUGGAACGUUCCGACGAAUGCAAGAAGAGAAACUAAAGAGUUUAAAACGCGCGCUGGCUACAGACAUCUAGAUGUUUACGAUACGUGUUAUCCGAUGGGACCAAUACAUACGUACGUUGGUUCGCGCAUACCGAAUCGGUCUCGUACGUACGCGAUCGAACAUCGAAAACUUUCUUUUUCAAAAUAAAAGGGGAGGAGAUACAGGAGAAAGGGUGGGUAAAAAAAGACAGAGAAGAAAAAGUUCGAGUUCACGUUUACCUCUUUGCAAACACGGAUGUUUGUUUAAUUUAAGAGUUCCAUUUAGAGGAGUACGUUGCUCUAGGUAAAACGUAGGAGUCUCGUAUCGUUAAGUAGAUACGCGUACUUUGCGAUGAUCGGUUUUUCCAUACUUGAAACCGUUUCGUUAGCAUCGAACAGUAUUCACGACCUGUCUCGUCGGCGAGUCCUUGCGGUUUUUACAAACUGUCUCGCGUUUUGUCGCAAGCAGCAAGGAUAGCGGCAGAAGACGAAUACGGAGACAAAUAGAUACGGGUCAAUAGACUAGCGAACCAGAAGAAGCGUGGGCGAAAACGAGUUAGAGAGAGGGAGGGAGCGAGCGGUAAACAGGGUUGCAGGCACAUGGCCGGAAACUCUUUCCGCUGGCUCUGGUCGUGGAUCUCGAUGCUGAUCCUGCCCGGCUAUUUGCUUCCUUUGAAUAGCGAACAAACUCCGUGCGUUUCUUACGUGACAGCUACAACCGAAGCCAGCGAUGACCAAUCUCAAAAAGAAAUAAUGGUUUUUCUACGAAAUUAUUGCGACGACGCUCAGACGAAUUCGACGGAUAUCCAAGAUUAUUUGGAUCGAUCUAACUUCGACGUACAAAUCACUAUUAUACCCUCGUCUCUGUCGUGCGAAACGAGAACCUGGGGUCUCGAUGCUCUGUUACACGUUUUUGGAGAAAGAAGAGUCAAAGCUCUGGUAGCCGCGCUCGACACGCCAAUGUGCGAAGUUACCGCUAAACUCGCGCGCCUUUGGAAUGUACCACUUUUCACAUGGACGUGUCCCUUGACAAACUUGGAAGAAAAGGAAUUCUCGUCGAUCGUUAGAUUAUCUCCGUCGUUACCGAUGAUAACGAAAGCCUUGGCAGAGACGUUGCUUCAUUUACGAUGGAAAAGCGUGAUGGUAAUAGGAACAGAUCGUGAACCAUGGUUAAGUCUAGAUAGAGCACUGUUGAAUUCUCUUCGAAACAUAGGAGCUAAAUUGCGGUAUCGCGCGAUAGUACCGUACGGAGCAUCUUUCGAAGAGAUUCGACAAAUUCUUCGUCCCGCGUACAACGUUUCUCACAGAGUUACCAUAUUAUGCCUUCCCACGUCCGACGAGAACGACUUGACGUCUCGCGUCCUCGUCGAGUUGGAUGUCGCGCAGCAGUCUUCCGAAUCCACGUGGAACCCUAUGAUCGUGAUCGUGCAUAUCGAGGACGACGAUCUCUUCCUACCGAACAGAAAUUCUUCGGCUCGUGAUCCUGAGGUGGUCGCGACCACUACGUUUGCGACAAACUUGUUUUCUUUCAAUUAUUCCGCGUUGAACGAGUCGCAGGAACAAUUCUUUGUUAACGAUAGCGAGACUGGUGAGAUAGAGCAAACUACCGAGGAAGAAAAACGGCCGGAUGGCAACGAAGAAAGGGAAGAAGAAUACGAAGAAAAAGAAGGGAAUGAAGAGGAAGAGGAGGAAGAAGAAGAAGAGCAAGAAGAAGAACAGGAACAUCAGCAAGAACCACGUCGACGAAGACGGCGGAGGCGACGACGACGUCGGCGACUAUUGCAGCAAAAAUUACGGGAAUCGUCGCAGGAGCGAAACAACGAACGCCGUUUCUUUCCGCCAAAGAAUUUAAGUUCCGCUUUCUUAGAAAGACUGCUGACGAUCACGCCUCUCGAUUAUAGAUACGAUGCGGAGAAGUUGUACGACGGCAUAGAGGAGUACACGGUGCCGACGUUGAUGGAUCGUUUGAACGAGACUUUCAACAUCUUAAUAUACGACGACAACUCGAGUAUAAAUGGCUUUAAUAAUAAAAUAUAUACGUACGUUUUGCUGGAUUGGCGCGACGAUGUUUGGAAACCUAUCAUGAUCACUAUCGAGGGACGAGAAAAGUUAUUUGUCCGAAGAUUAUCUACGAACGCCGUCGCGUUUCGCGAUGAGAAGGAUACUGAUCUUUUCAAAUGUAACACGGACGCUGAUACCUACGCUGCUAUCGAUUGCGCGGAGAAUACUUCGAACGAAUCAGCAUUUCGUAUCGCGCAUAUCGUGACCGUCGUUCUGGGAUCGAUAUUGUUAACCGUGGUCACGAUACUGAUAGCACUUCUAAUUAGGAGGAAGCUGCUUAAAAGAAGGAUGUCCAAAGGCCCGUACAAGAUCAUAUUAACCACGUCGGAUUUCGUAUUUCCACAGGUUCCUCCUCAGCUGGAUGCUAGAAGGGUGGACGAGGGUAUUGAAACGAUGCUGUGCUGUUGGUUACAACAGCUUCAAGAAUUUGGUGGACCCGAAGUGGAGAAGCCGGAUCUACUCCAGUUGGGAAGCGUAUCCUCGUUGAAACCAUGUUUAAGAGCUAGCCAAGGAAACUUGGCGCGUCAUGGAUUCUUGAAGGACCCGCGUGCCAGAUACAACGGUGACUUGGUGCAAUUGAAAGAACUGCCAGUACAAAGUACCUUCGAGCUGAAGAGCAAGGCUAUGGAUGUGCUGGUGAUGAUUCACGGGCUACGUCACGAAAAUCUGAAUCCUCUGAUAGGAUGUCUGAACGAGCCUUCGAGACCUUGUCUCGUUUACGAGUAUUGUUCGAGGGGAUCUUUGGAAGAUGUGCUGGUGCAGGACGAGAUCAAGCUCGAUUGGUCCUUCAGACUCUCUUUGCUUACCGAUCUUGUGCGAGGUAUGAGAUAUCUUCAUGGUACGCCAGUGCGAGUACACGGUUACCUUACUUCGCGAAACUGCGUAAUCGACGCUCGUUGGGUUCUCAAAGUGACCGAUUACGGACUACCUGCUUUUUACGAAGCGCAAAACAUCGUAACUCCACCGAAAACCGCCCGUGAUCUGUUAUGGACGGCACCCGAGUUAUUGAGACAUCCAAAUUUGCGAAAAAAAGGAACCCAAGCCGGAGACGUUUACAGUUUUGGCAUUAUCAUGCAAGAGGUGGUAGUUCGUGGAGAACCGUUCUGCAUGCUGUCCUUGUCACCAGAAGAAAUAAUCGAAAAAGUGAUGAAGCCGCCACCGUUGAUUAGACCUUCGGUAAGCAAAGGUGCCGCGCCUCCCGAAGCGAUACACAUCAUGCGUCAAUGUUGGGCCGAAGCGGCCGACAUGAGACCCGACUUCGACGACGUUCACGAUCUUUUCAAGAAACUCAACCACGGAAGGAAGGUUAAUUUUGUCGAUACGAUGUUUCAAAUGCUGGAAAAGUAUUCGAACAACUUGGAGGAACUUAUACGCGAACGUACGGAGCAACUGGACAUGGAAAAGAAAAAGACGGAACAACUGUUGAAUCGAAUGCUGCCGAGUUCGGUCGCUGAAAAAUUGAAAUUGGGCAUGCCCGUCGAUCCCGAAGAGUUUCGAGAAGUGACAAUUUACUUUUCGGAUAUUGUCGGAUUCACCACCAUUUCCGCACGAUCGACUCCGUUCCAAGUGGUCGAUCUACUAAACGAUCUGUAUACCUGCUUCGACGCGACUAUCAACGCGUACACCGUCUACAAGGUUGAAACUAUAGGAGACGCUUACAUGGUCGUAGGUGGGUGUCCGGUAAGGAUACCUGAUCAUGCUUCGCAAAUAGCUACGAUGGCGCUCGAUUUAUUACAUCAGAGUGGAAAAUUCAAACUGAAGCACUUGCCGAAUACUCAGCUGAGACUUCGGAUUGGUCUCCACACCGGUCCAUGUUGUGCCGGUGUGGUCGGCUUAACAAUGCCAAGGUAUUGCUUGUUCGGUGAUACCGUUAAUACGGCGUCCAGAAUGGAGUCGACCGGCGCACCCUGGCGUAUACAUCUGAGCCAAGCGACCAGAGAUCGGCUUACUCAGGUGGGUGGAUAUCACAUCGAAUAUCGUGGUCCAACGGAGGUCAAAGGCAAAGGAAGAAUGCCCACCUAUUGGUUGCUAGGAAAGCAAGGUUUCGAUAAGGAGCUUCCAAAACCGCCACCUCUCGGAUUUUUAAUGCUUUUAUCUGUUGCCAUACUGCCGCCAUCUUCAGGGAAAACCAUGGGUAAGCUGAACGAAAGUUUAAUGAUAGAAGAUCCGAUCACCCUGGAUGAGACGACCAGGUCGUCGACAGACAAUUCUACGAAUGCGUCGCGCGAACAAACCAAGGGAGCGAUGGAAAGCAAAGAGAAGGUUGAUGGAACCGCGACCAAGAAUAACGAAGACAAUACGACGACAAGUAACGUAGCGGUAUCCGUUCACGAUACCGAACCGAUCACCUCGAAUACUUCUGCGAAAUCGCCUACGGAUUCAUCGUCGAAAGAUAAACCGAACGAAAGAGGAAAUGCAGCGAAGAUCAGUUCUGGCGAUAAUCAAGCGUCUCUCGGAGCAUCGAACGUAUUUUACACCGAUACGACGGUUCUCGGCGCGUCUACCACUUCGCUGGUAUCGAUUUCGAGCUCUGCGACGGUCCCUUAUAGGCCAGCUCCUGCGAGACACCGGAGAAUAGCUGGCUACAUAGACGAGAACGAUUUAAGCACGCCGUAUAAUCAUUACAGAUGUCUGUCUCCAAACGAACAUUACGGGAGAAGUACAGGCUCUCGCUUCUUGAAAAGACAGUUCAGUUUGGAUCGACCGGACGAUGCUAUUUGCGUUGGUUUUAUCGAGCAAGCCAAUUACCAACAACAACAGCAACAACGACAACAACAGCAACAGCAACGACAGCAAAAUUUGAAUACACCUAGACUGUUUAAACAGAACAGUGCUGGCGCAGCGAACGAUUUGGAGCGCAUCGAAGAAGUUCCUUCUACUCCGGCCCCUCUCUUGCAACAUUAUAGACAGGCUGCUUCGGUUUCUCUUUCCGUCGAAUCUUUGACGCUUCGUUGAGAAUGUCGCGUUCGUUUCGCUUUGAAAUAUCUUGAUGGUCGAGUCGAUCAACUUCGAGAUCCAGCAUGACGAAAACGAGACGUGCAUCGAGGAAACGUGAUAAGCAUCGUAUCGCCCUGUUUUGUAAAACGAGCAGGAACUCGUUGCAAAAAUCGCUCGAUGCGAAAACGAUAUUUUAUUUUUUCCUGUGUCUAUUCAUCACCGUUUCUUCUCUAUUUCUCGUGUCAUGGACGUAGAUCGACGCUCGAACACGAUUUAAUCGCGGCGUAUCCAAAAAUAUGCAAAAAAAGCAGUUUACAGGGAAAAUUACACCCGUUAUCGCGGAUGACAAUCUCUAUUACGUACAAACGUUUACGCGUAUACUCGGUUUUUCUUAAUCUAUUUUCUUUUACUUAAUUAUUAAAAGCGAAUAUCGCACACAUUCUCUCGGUCAGAUAUUUUUAUCACACAUAUUUCUUUCCGAACAAACUUGUGGCGAAAAUGAAUUUUCAUUCAUCCAUAGAUUUAAAAUAGGUACUCUUUCCUUUUUCGUUUCUUUCGUUUAGUAUUCGUUUCUAUAUUAGUAAUAUCGUACCAUCGCGUUCGGAUCAUAGACAAUAAUUCGAUAACUCAUCGUGAAGGGGAACACGAGGUUUUCUUUUUGCUUCGUUUCUCGUUCCCCCUCGCUGUACAAUUACGUGAAUUUUACGAAUAUAAUACAUAUAUCGAAACUAAUGAUAAGUACAUUGAUCGAUAUUGCGUGAUACGUAUAAAAUAUAUGCAAAAUAAAUUAUUAUUACGUUCGCGCGUAUAUACAUACAUGUAUACAACCGUACGGAAGACGAGACACGUGCCAACGUGAUUCUUAUGAUCAUGCAAUAAUUUGUGUGUUAAUUGUAUAAAUAAGUGUACAUAACCACGGAAUAUAUACGUACAUGAAGAAUUUACGAUGCGACGAGAUUUCAAUAAGUCUGUUUGUUUGUAUUCUCGUGAUAAAAUCGUCGUAUAGCGUUGAACACGCGCUUAAUAAAUAAUGUCGAGAUCGAUGAAACUCUCUCUAACUA
This is a messenger RNA of Megachile rotundata (alfalfa leafcutting bee), 8026 nucleotides long. RefSeq lists its product as uncharacterized. Gene Ontology annotation, biological process: receptor guanylyl cyclase signaling pathway; cGMP biosynthetic process; intracellular signal transduction. Gene Ontology annotation, molecular function: adenylate cyclase activity; guanylate cyclase activity; peptide receptor activity. Lineage: Eukaryota; Metazoa; Arthropoda; Insecta; Hymenoptera; Megachilidae. The record is from RefSeq and is a predicted model, not a curated record. Gene Ontology annotation, cellular component: plasma membrane.